Podarcis lilfordi (Lilford's wall lizard) is the source of this 10955-nucleotide messenger RNA. NCBI's taxonomy places the organism in Eukaryota, Metazoa, Chordata, Lepidosauria, Squamata, Lacertidae. The record is from the annotation of a GenBank genome assembly.
UAGUGACUUACCUCAAAAGUAUAUAAAGAAACCUCAGUGUACUGCAAAGCCUGAGGGGCUGCGGAAUCUCCCUCCCUGGUACCCAGGCCUUUCCAAAAUGGCCCUUUUAAUUUCCUUCCUGGUCGGGAUACAGGCAUUGUGUUCCUUAGCUGGUCUUCCACCUCGUCCAGGACAGCUACCAAGACCACCACUGACAGGACUGCUCUCCCCAGGCUGCAAUAAUUCUGUAGUCAAAGCAGCUGCAGCUCAGGCCCUAGACUGGAUCAAUUCCCAUGAAAAAACGGGGUACGUGCUUGGUCUUCAGCGAAUCUUUGAUGCCCGGCAACUUCCGCAGGUAAGCAGCUACCCUGGUUCUGACUUUGCUCUCUACAUUGCAGUCGGGGACAACCACCUUCCAAAACAUCAGAUAAAAGAGGGGGAGAUGAGGGGGAGCCAUUGUCCUAUCUAUUGAGUGGUCACUCCAAACCAGGAGUAGCUAACAUGUUGCCCCUCCUGAUGCUGGAAUUGUAGAAUUGCAGAGCUUGUGAGGGAUCCUAAGGGUCAUCUAGUCCAACCCCCUAGAAUACAGGAAUCUCAGCUAGACAGAUGGCCAACCAACCUCUGCUUCAGCCCAUCCCAGAUCUGCCUGCAUCUUCCAGCACUGGCCUCCCCGUGGCUUCAGUUGUACAGAAUGAAAGCUGCAGCCUGUAUAAUAUUUACUGAAUUCUAGCUGAGAAUUGCUCCAUUUUAAAAGAGGAGAAACUGAGGCAGAGGAAUAAGCAAGUGUUGGGGCGGAUGCAAUAGUCCUGGGUGCUAUUAUCAUAUCUUCUUCUUUGGCGAUCGCUUGUAGCCAAGUAAGAUUGUCUUCCAUAAACACAGUUUUAACAGUGGGUCCGUAAGUGGCUGUGGAGGCCAGUUCUGGAUCCACAUAACCUUCCAUAGUGGGGACAUAGGUUUCCAGACGAGAGUUGAUCAUGUUGAGGGUUUGCCAAGGGUGCCUUUCUCUUAGCACCUUUCUCCCUUUCGUCCUGAGUUUGAGCGUCUUCAAAGCCUUUACACCUUUGGUAAAGGCUGUUCUCCAAUCGCAGCGUUCACAGGCCAGUGUUUCCCAGUUGUUGGUAUUUAUACUACAUUUUUAAAAGUUUGCCUUGAGAGAGUCUUUAAACCUUCUUUGUUGACCACCAGCACAGGGAUUAGCAUAUGCUCUCAGAAAGGAGGACCUGGCUGCAGGCAUUUUUAGAACACCAAAGCAUAACUCUAAGAGCCAUUAUUUAUUGGGGGGGGGGACUUUCUAGUUUAGCAGUGAGACCCUUUUCUUUAAAGGUUUCGAAUAAGUGGUUGCAAAAGAAGCAGCUGUUUGAAUAAAUGGUUGCAAAAGGAGGCAUUUUGGAUCUUUGUGAUCCUUGAAAUCCCAGGAGAACGAAAGUCUAAGGCUGUAGUCAAAACUUACAUGGAAUAACUCUGUUGACAUCAAUGUUAAAUUUACUUAGUUCUACAGAAAUUGUUUUGUGUGAAAGGCAGCCAGCCAGGCUUGCCUUUUCAAAUUCUGCUCUGUCUUGUGCUGCAAAGGGUUUCGUCUUCUUAUUGUCUUUCGUCUUCUAUAGGAGCCUGAAGUCUCUAAGUAUUUUCUCACCUUGGAUGUGCUGGAAACCGUGUGCCAUGUUCUCAGUGGAAAACAGGCAAAGGAUUGCAGUUUCAGAAGCACCCAUGAGACAGUAAGUAUCUGAUCUGCCAAGUUCAGAAAAGGACUGAACACGCUAAGUUUUGUUUUUAAGCUAGGAAUGCCUCCAGACGGCCACUAUUUGGUGGGAGGAAUUCAAGUCCAUACUAGGAAACUUAAAAAGGUAAAGGUAAAGGGACCCCUGACCAUUAGGUCCAGUUGCAGAUUACUCUGGAAUUGUGUGUUCCUCUCGCUUUACUGGCCGAAGGAGCCGGCAUACAGCUUCUGAGUCAUGUGGCCAGCAUAACUAAGUCACUUCUGGUGAACCAGAACAGCACACGGAAACGCCGUUUACCUUCCCGCCAGAGUGGUACCUAUUUAUCUACUUGCACUUUGACAUGCUUUUGAACUGCUAGGUUGGCAGGAGCAGGGACCGAGCAACGGGAGCUCACUCUGUUGUGGGGAUUCGAACCGCCGACCUUCUGAUCGGCAAGCCCUAGGCUCUGUGGUUUAACCCACAGCACCACCCACUGUGCAAUUAAAGUGGAUGAAAUUUCACUGUCACCCUAGAGCAGCGGUUUUCAUCCAGUGUGCCGUGGCACCCUGGGGUGCCUGGAUUGAUGGUCAUGGGUGCCACGGGCAACACUGGCCUCUGUCCUUCUUUCCUUCCCUCCCUCCUCUGAUGACUUCAUGUGUCUCUGCCUCCCAAAGGCUUGCACAGCUGUUUGUUGCAGCAGCCCUGGCUACAAGCUCCACAGGAGAAUGGUGCCUCUGGGGCUGGCCAGGAGGUUCUGGUUGCCAGGAGUCAAUGUGGCCUCGGAGUAAGGUUCUGGCCUCACAAUCACCUUUGGCCAGUCUCUGUCAGGUUGCUAAGGCUGGGGGCAUCCUCUUUCCAGGCCUCUGUGGGGUGGCGUGAGGAGGCACCUCUCUUUGGGGCAGUGGCGGCUGCUGCUCAGAGGACUCCAAAGGAGAAAGGACAAGAGAGGAGGCUGCAGGAACCCUCCACAAGGGAGCGUGUUCAAAAAAGGGGUGAGAGGCUGCUAGCUCUGCAGGCAAGGAGUGAAAUAACUGGGGUCCUGAGCUGCACAGGGUGCCACAGAAAGAAUGUAGUUGGUCAACGGAGCCAUGGGCUCAAAAAAGGUUGAAAACCUAUGUCCUAGCAACAAGUCAGGUUUCAAAAGAAAAUGACUUUGUACAAUCAUCUGGAAGAGCUCUGCGAAGUCAGAAUCUGGUGCGACCUGAAAAGAUCUAUAGUGUAUUUCAGAUUUGAAUUGAUUCACAAGAAAGGUUAAGGGGUUCACAUCACCCACAUUCUGCACAUGUCUGCACGGUUCCCUUUCUCUCCCCCAAAGCCUUCACCAAAUACAAAGAAAUUUCUAGUGAGGGAAGCAGAUGCCAGUGGCAGUAUAGAGUGUGGUGAGAUGAUUUGGGACUGUGGGAAAGGGGCAGGAUCCUGCUGUUUUUAGAGUAGCCCCAUUGGGGAGGGAGGUGUAAUAGAUCAUUCUGCCCAGAGAGUACUGCCAGGCCAGGGCUUAAUUUGAAAACAGGCCACUGAAAUAUCAUAUAUUGGUCAUUGGCCACAGAAGUGUUGUUGUUUUAAUUUACUGGUGACUUCUGGGAAAGGGCAAAUCCAGACUAAAUUGGGGAGGGAAUACAGACUGUCAUUUUGAGGCCAGUGAAACUGAGUGGAAACUGCAAAACACAAACAAAAAAAACAAAAACUUGCAUGCAUGGAGAGCUAGAGAGAAGUAAUAACAAAUAAUAUCAGUCCAAAUAAACAAAAAAAAUUUAAAAAUGUCCAGUAGCACCUUUGAGACCAACUAAGUUUGUUCUAGGUAUAAGCUUUCAUGUGCAUGCACACUUCUUCAGAUACUCAGAUUAAAAAUAAGAAUAUUAUAAUAUUAUAUUAUAAAAAUAAUAUCAGAUUUUGCAAGGGGGGAGUGAUUCUGCAUUGCAAGUUGGGGGCUGAGCUGACUCCUUGGUCUGCAAAAGGUGAAGGUUUCUGGUUUGGCAAAACAAAUCAGUUCUACAAACAUCACUUACCUUUCUGUUGCUCCAGGUCUAUGGGCAGUGCAAAGUAACAGUUUACGCUGAUAACCACGGGAAGGUUUCUCAGCUGAGUUACUACGACUGCGUUUUACGCCCACGUAUGUAUUUCUAUACAUUUGCUUGAAUUAACGUUUGUAAGGAAAUUCAUAAGGUAAAGGUAAAGGGACCCCUGACCAUUAGGUCCAGCCGUGACCGACUCUGGGGUUGCGGUGCUCAUCUCGCUUUAUUGGCCGAGGGAGCCGGCGCACAGCUUCCGGGUCAUGUGGCCAGCAUGACUAAGCCACUUCUGGCGAACCAGAGCAGUGCAUGGAAACGCCGUUUACCUUCCCGCCAGAGUGGUACCUAUUUAUCUACUUGCACUUUGAUGUGCUUUUGAACUGCUAGGUUGGCAGAAGCAUGGACCGAGCAAUGGGAGGUCACCCCGUCGCGGGGAUUCAAACCGCCGACCUUCUGAUUGGCAAAUCCCAGGUUCUGUGGUUUAACCCACAGCGCCACCCGCGUCCCCAUUGUAACACAUAGGAAGUAACAAACCAGAAAGGAUGCUCGAUAAAACUGAAGGUCCACGAGCAAACCAAAGACGUGUCUUUAUUUAACAAGAUUAAGAAGCAAAGGCCUUUUGCGACUUCUGCUUGCCCACUAAUUUACUGGCCUGUGUAAAGGAACAUUUAGCUGUGCAAGUCCAACUAUGCUUGUUUGUUUUCUAAAUAGUUUCAUCAAGGGCUAUCGCAAAAGUUUGUCCUGACUGCCCAGUUCCCGGGGACCCAACUGAAGCCAGGUUCCAGGAGGCGGCGGCCGAGAGCCUUGCCAAAUUCAACUUAGAAAACAACCAUGCUCAUUAUUUUGCCCUCCUCAACGUCACCAAGGCACGGUCACAGGUAAGUUUGCGACUGGACAUCCUUGAAAGCAGGAACAGGGAACCUGUGGCCUUCUGGAUCUCGCUGGACCACAACUCCCAUAAUCCCUGAUCCUUGGCCAUGCUGACUCUGGCUGAUGGGAGUUGGAGUCUAACAAAUACCUGGAAGACUGCAGCGUUGCCAUUUAGAGGGGAAGUUUUCUCCAUCACGCACGCCCCCAUUCGUCACAGGAUAGUUGAUUCCGUUGCCUAGAGGCCUUCUUGCUAUCUAUAAGCCACAAAUAACUGGAAAUUCCAUGUUUGGGGGCACAAUACUUUCUAAUACCAGCAUGAUGGCAGGGUUGGGACUUAGGAGACCAGGGUUCAAAGCCCCACUCAUCCACGAAGCUCACAGGGUCACCUUCUCUCAGUCUAACCUACCUCACAGGGUUGUCAUAAGGUUAAAAUGAAGAGGAGAAGAAGCUUCAGCUCCUAGGAGAAAAAAUUGGAUAUAAAAGUAGCACUCUCCUGGUGUGCCCCGCGGAGGACCUUAAGGUCCAUAAAUAACAACACUUUGGAGGUCCCAAACCUCAAGGAGGUUAGAGUGGUCUCAACUAGGGCCAGGGCCUUUUCAGCCCUGGCCCCGACUUGGUGGAAUGCUCUGUCACAAGAGCCUGGGGCCCUGCGGGAUUUGACAUCUUUCCGCAGGGCCUGCAAGACGAAGCUGUUCCGCCUGGCCUUUGGCUUAGACUCACUCUGACCCCUUAUAUGGGAUUUGGUAUAUAAUUUUUCCCUUGGCUUUUUUGCUGGCCCAUGUAGGACCAGCAUGGAUAGCUGGCUCGGGUGAAUAUCUGAUGUUUCCUCCCUUUAUGGCCUUGAUUUAUGGGCUACUACUAAAAUGAGGCUGCAUUUUAAGCUGUAUUUUAAUUAACUGUUUGUUUGUUUGUUUGUUUGUUUGUUGUUGUUGUUGUUGUUGUUUCUAUUACAUUUUAUUGUAAUUUUAUUGUAAUUCAUAUUUGGUGUUAGCUGCCCUGAGCCCGGCCCUGGCUGGGGAGGGCGGGGUAUAAAUAAAUAAAAAUUAUUAUUAUUAUUAUUAUUAAUUGCACCAGUUGCUGGGGAGCAAGGCGGAGGGCCAACAGGAAUGUAAGAGGGCUGUUGUCUUCUAUCUUGCUUGCACUUCAUCCAGACGACACAGACUGCUCUAACCCGUUGCCUCUGCCCUUUUGCACAGUGGGUUAUUGGGCCUUCGAACUCAGUAGAAUAUACGAUCCAGGAGACAUCUUGCACCAAAGGCAAGGGUGUCCCCGACAUCUCCAAUUGCGAACUCCUCCCACGUGAAACGGCCGUGAGUAUUCCUUCACUUGGUGCUGAUUUUUUUUUGUUUGUUUGUUUUGGUACCCCGCCCAUCUGGCUGGGCUUCCCCAGCCACUCUGGGCGGCUUCCCAAAAAAAUAUUAAAAUACUCUAAUACAUCAAACAUUAAAAGCUUCCCUGAACAGGGCUGCCUUCAGAUGUCUUCUAAAAGUCUCGUAGUAGUUGUUCUCUUUGACAUCUGGUGGGAGGGCGUUCCACAGGGAGGGUGCCACUACCGAGAAGGCCCUCUGCCUGGUUCUCUGUAACUUGGCUUCUCGCAGUGAGGGAACCGCCAGAAGGCCCUCGGUGCUGGACCUCAGUGUCCGGGUAGAACGAUGGGGGUGGAGACGCUCCUUCAGGUAUACAGGACCGAGGCUGUUUAGGGCUUUAAAGGUCAGCACCAACACUUGGAAUUGUGCUCGGAAACGUACUGGGGGCCAAUGUAGGUCUUUUAAGACCGGUGUUAUGUGGUCUUGGCGGCCGCUCCCAGUCACCAGUCUAGCUGCCGCGUUCUGGAUUAGUUGUAGUUUCCAGGUCACCUUCAAAGGUAGCCCCACGUAGAGCGCAUUGCAGUAGUCCAAGCGGGAGAUAACCAGAGCAUGUACCACUCUGGCGAGGCAGUCCGCAGGCAGAUAGGGUCUCAGCCUGCAUACCAGAUGGAGCUGGUAAACAGCUGCCCUGGACACAGAUUUGACCUGUGCCUCCAUGGACAGCUGCGAGUCCAAAAUGACUCCCACGCUGCGCACCUGGUCCUUCAGGGGCACAGUUACCCCAUUCAGGACCAGGGAGUCCUCCACACCUGCCCGCCUCCUGUCCCCCAAGAACAGUACUUCUGUCUUGUCAGGAUUCAACCUCAAUCUGUUAGCCUCCAUCCAACCUCCAACCGCCUCCAGGCACUCACACAGGACCUUUACCGCCUUCACUGGUUCUGAUUUGGAAGAGAGGUAGAGCUGGGUAUCAUCCGCAUACUGAUGAACACCCAGCCCAAACCCCCUGAUGAUCUCUCCCAGCGGCUGGAUAUAGAUGUUGAAAGGGACAUCCGUUAGCUAGGGAUGAUGGGAGUUGCAGUCCAAAUACAGCUGGAGACUCAAGUUUGGCAAACCCAGAAGCAGAACAUUUUUGCACCAUCCCCCCCCCCCUUCUUCUCCAAAGAUAUGAGUAGAGAGCAUAAGAAGAACUGUCCUUGACAACUCCAGACUCCCCAUUCAUGCCCUGGAUGUUUGCCUAAAGGGACCCCUGAUCAUUAGGUCCAGUCAUGACCGACUCUGGGGUUGCGGCGCUCAUCUCACUUUAUUGGCCGAGGGAGCCGGCGUACAGCUUCUGGGUCAUGUGGCCAGCACGACUAAGCCGCUUCUGGCGAACCAGAGCAGCACAUGGAACCUCCUUUUACCUUCCCGCCGGAGUGGUACCUAUUUAUCUACUUGCACUUUGAUGUGCUUUCGAACUGCUAGGUUGGCAGGAGCAGGGACCGAGCAACAGGAGCUCACCCCGUCGCAGGGAUUCGAACCGCUGACCUUCUGAUCGGCAAGCCCUAGGCUCAGUGGUUUAGACCACAGCGCUACCCACGUCCCUUUUGGGUGUUUGCCUAAGCCUCCAGGCUUUCUACUGUGGGUAUAGGGCGGUAUGCACAUCAUCAUUAUUAUUAUUACACAGUUGGACUUGUGCACGUGGUUGCCACUAUCCCUCCCUGUCUCUCAAUCUCUGGUGAAUGCGCAACUGAGACACACGUCGCCAACCUUUUUUGGGCAUAUGGACCCAUUUGCAACCUGGAGAACCUGUUGCGGGCGCCAUGCACAUGCCACAGCUCCCCACACCCCAGCUGCAACCUCCUCCCUCACCCCCCAAGUUGCAUCCCACACCCAAGUUAGGCUUUCAUUGGCUAAAGAAGGCUUCUGCCAAGCCUAAUUUCAGUAGAGGUGUGGGAAUGGGAACCUGAGGGUGCCAGAGAAAAAUAUUGUGUUUGGAAGUACAUUGUUGACCUGUGGCCAUCCCAGCUCCAUCACAUUCGCUCCAAGGACGGAAAGGUUCCCCACGACCGCUUUAGUUAUUAGAACCUAAAGUCUAGGCAGGCUUGUUUUUUUUAUCGCUCGUGCUUUCCUGACGGAGGGAUCUGGUUUAUUUCGUAGGAGACAGGCCUGUGCAGAGGUUCCGUGGUAAACAGCCGGGUAGAUAAUCAGAAGUAUGUCAGUGCGCAGUGUGAACUCUACCCCCCAAAGGUAUGUGGCUCAGUCGGGCAUAUAAUAAUAAUAAUUUAUUAUUUAUACCCCACCAAUCUGGCUGGGUUUCCCCAGCCACACUGGGCAGCUCCCAACAGAGUAUUAAAAACAGGAUAAAACAUCAAACUUUGAAAAAUUCCCUGAACAGGGCUGCCUUCAGAUGUCUACUAAAAGUCAGGUAGUUGUUUAUUUCUUUGACAUCUGCUGGGAGGGUGUUCCACAAGGCGGGCGCCACUACCGAGAAGGCCCUCUGUCUGGUUCCCUGUAACUUGGCUUCUCGCAGUGAGGGAACCGCCAGAAGGUCCUCGGUGCUGGAUCUCAGUGUCUGGGCAGAAUGAUGGGGGUGGAGACACUUCUUCAGGUAUACUGGGCCGAGGCCAUUUAGGGCUUUAAAGUUCAGCAACAACACUAUGAAUUGUGCUCGGAAAUGUACUGGAAGCCAAUGUAGGUCCUUCAGAACUGGUGUUAUGUGGUCUUGCCAGCCACUUGACCAGUCACCAGUCUAGCUGCCGCAUUAUUUUCUGGAAGUAAUAACCCACAGUAAAUGAGCAUAUGCAAGGCAUUUAUAUCAUGGGUUCGUAGAGCUGGAGGGGGUCUAAAGCGUCAUCAACUCCCUGCAAUGCAGGAAUCACAGCGAAGGAAUCCCUGACACACGGCCACCCAAUGUCUGUUUACAAUCCUUCAGCGAAGGAGAAUCCAUCACCUUCUGAGGUAGCUCAUUCCACUGUCAAACAUCUCUUCCUGUCAGAAAGAGCCUCCUAAUUUUUAGUCGCCUGCUAAAUGAAACUGGGCAGAAUUAGCCAACAACAGAAACCCCAAUAAGAAUAUCCUUUGAAAACACCAGAUUGAAUGUGUUAAAGCUCAGAGCUUAAAACCUCCAGGAGAACAAAAUGGUAUUUUUCACCUGGUGCUGAAAAGAUAUCAGCUCUGGUGCCAGGGAAGGCUCUCAGGUGAGGAUGUUCCACGAAUUUCCCACUGCCCAAUCCCUGGGUGCCAUCCACUCUGGGAAGCUGGAGGAAAGCCUUGGUCGCCAACCAGUAGAACUAAGACAGCUUUCCGGGUCAUGUGGCCAGCAUGACCAAACCGCUUCUGGUGCAACGGAACACCGUGACGGAAACCAGAGCAGUGCACAGAAAUGCUGUUUACCUUCCUGCUGCAGCAGUGCCUAUUUAUCUACUUGCACUGGUGUGCUUUCAAACUGCUAGGUUGGCAGAAGCUGGGACAGAGCAACGGGAGCUCACCCCAUUGUGCGGAUUUGAUCCGGCGACCUUCCAAUCAGCAAGCCCAAGAGGCUCAGUGGUUUAGACCACAGCGCCACCCGCUUUGGGUGGAAGAUAAGUCCCAAUAAAUGCAUAGGUAUAUAAAGAUGGGGGGAAAAUUGCAAAGUGAUUCAGAAUGAACAAUUCUAAUAUUUUUUCCCCUAUUAGCCACUCGACACGGAUGAUCAGAAUCCACAACCUGGACCUAAACCUGGGCAGGAAGGACACCGCGAAGAUCACAAAAGCAGUGAAGAACUCCAUCACCAGAAAGGGCAUGGACACGGCCAUGGCCACGAUCAUGGUCACAGUCAGGGUCACGGUCACAGUCAUGGUCACGGCCACAGCCACGGCCAUGGCAAUCGCCGCCACCACCACAAACAUCACGGGAACCACUCGCAUGAGCACCAGAGUCCACCAGGCCAGCCAGAAACACUGGGCCGUGUGGUUGUUCUCCCUCCUUCAAACGAACAUGUAUCUCUACAUUCCCUGCCAGAAAUUCAACCUGAACAAUUAGAUGGGGAACCCGUUCCCCCCGGGGCAGAGAGCCCAACAGGAACCCCUCAAGUCAACCGCCCUGAUGGUGCUCCGGGCAAACCACUGGCUAAGCCAAACAUCUUUGCAUUCCCGGUUGGGUUUUCAAACUCAGCUACGUGUCCAGGAGACAGCACAAUAACUAUCCCUGGUGUUGAGCUGCCCCAAAGGCCUGUGAUAAAAUUGCCCCCAGAGCCCAAGAAGGCCUAACGUUUGGGUACUGUAGAAUCCCCAAAAGCUAUUCAACAUGUGGUACCGCUUCCUCACAGCAUGAGAGGAGCGGUUUUGGAGGAGGAGAAAAAGAUGGUCAUUAUAAUCUCUCACCACAAAAGGUAAUAAUAAAAAAAUUCCAACUGGUUGUGCAGUGAAUUGACACAAAGGGCACCAGAGGAAUCUUUGUGGUACUAAUGUUAGUGCUUUGCCAAAUGAGCUCCCUCUUAUAGUAUUCCCAUGCUGUUUGGACCAAAGUCCACAGAGGGAAGGAAUGACUGACAGUGAAUAGGGAGCCCAUCUUGGGCCUUAUAGCAUCCCAAAAGCAACACUUGAAAAGCCCCAAACGUUCACAGCUCAGCUGUGCAUUCUUUAGUCCCUGCGGGGGGGUGGGAUAUUUUCAUGAAUCUAAACAACAUGGUGGCCAGAGAUUUCUGUUUUUCCUUUCUUUUCUCCGCCCAUCCCUGACCUCCUUGUCCUUGUGAAUGUGAGAAGAACGACGUUUUCUCUGCUGCAAGGAAGCUUAACAAUACUCAAUAAACGAGCGGUGUGACAUUACUGCCUCUAGAGUGGCUGUUUUGGAAACCAGACCUUUCUCAUUUUCGCUUUGAAAAACAAAGCAGGCCUCUAGACCUCAAGGCCUCCAGGUGGUAACCGUGAAGUGUGUGUUUGGGGCAGUUUAGCCUGAGGAAACCAGGAGGUACUGGGGGUGUCUUUCAUGUAGAGUGAGAGAGAUGAGACAUAUAUUCUGAAAUAUACUCGGAGUCCUGUAGUGAUUUCAUGCUCUUUAUUGCAGCUUGUAAAACAGUGAUUGAAUUGCCCCCCAACCCUCAGGUUUUUAUAUACAUUAUUUACACAGUGAGUCCC